Molecule: messenger RNA, 1224 nt
Organism: Eurypyga helias (sunbittern)
Lineage: Eukaryota; Metazoa; Chordata; Aves; Eurypygiformes; Eurypygidae
Gene: KHDRBS3
Product: KH domain containing, RNA binding, signal transduction associated 3
Exons: 6
Coding region: 102-710 (202 amino acids)
Biological process (GO): regulation of alternative mRNA splicing, via spliceosome
Cellular component (GO): nucleus
Molecular function (GO): mRNA binding
Source: RefSeq, a predicted model, not a curated record
AAGAGUUGAGAAAAAGUGGAGAGGCAAAGUACUUCCACCUAAAUGAUGACCUGCAUGUUUUAAUUGAAGUAUUUGCUCCACCUGCAGAAGCAUAUGCCAGAAUGGGACAUGCACUGGAAGAGAUAAAGAAGUUCCUCAUCCCUGACUACAAUGAUGAAAUCAGACAGGCACAGCUUCAAGAGUUAACAUAUUUAAAUGGUGGUUCAGAAAAUGCAGAAGUUCCAGUAGUUCGUGGAAAACCAUCUAUUCGAGCAAGAGGAGUACCAGUUCCUGCUUUGUCAAGGGGACGUGGAGGAGUGCCUCCACCACCAGCGGGAGUACCGAGAGGGGCACCAGCACCCAGAGGAGUGCCUCCCAGUAGAGGACCAGUCAGCCGUAACCGUGGACUUCUAGCACCCAGAGCAAGAGGAGUGCCUCCAUCUGCAGGCUACCGGCCCCUUCCACCACCUCCAGCUCAGGAGACUUAUGGUGAAUAUGAGUAUGAUGAUGGUUAUGGAACUGCUUAUGAUGAACAGAGCUAUGAUUCUUAUGAUAACAGCUAUAGCACUCAAGCACAAAGUGGAGCAGAUUACUAUGACUAUGGCCACGGACUGAGUGAAGAAGCAUACAACUCUUACGGGCAAGAAGAAUGGACCAACUCAAGACACAAGACACCUUCUGCAAGGACAACAAAAGGAGUCUACAGAGACCAGCCAUAUGCCAGAUACUGAUUGUACUGUCUGAUGUUGUGAAAUAUCCAAUCUCCACCAGUCCUGUAUACUGUUCAAAGUAAUUUUUUCUAUGAACAAUCCCUUUUUAUUAAAUCAUAGCGUUUAAAAAUCUGAAUGGAUGGACUGAACUUAAAAUAUUUUGUUGAAAGAACAACCUGGACAGAAAGAUAUGUGAAACAAAGAACUUUGUUAUUUCCAAACUGUAUUUGAAAAAAUAGGUGAUCAAAACAAUAACCUUGAUUAACUAGUGUUAAAAAAAAAUAGGUUUACUAAAUAUGUUAGUCCAUUCUUUUAACAUAAGCGUAACCUUUUAUUUUAAAGGUUUUCAACACUUUAGUUUUUAGCUUUUAUUUUCACAUUUGCUAUAGUUUUUCUCUUUGCAAAUAUGCGUAAAAAGGGAAGCAGAUUACAAAUGCAAAUAAUGUGGUAUUUUGUAACUCAAGUCUUGAAAUGUUCUGUAGUGUUAAGCAAAGUUUUACCCUUGCUUGAUACUAAAUAAACUUUUGAAAGAAAA